AUGCACAUUAAGAUUGAUAUGGACAAAGCCUUUGGUAGGGUCAACUUGGAAUCUCUUAUCAAAGUUAUGACCCAAAUGGGAUUCAGCACUCAAUGGUGCAACCUAAUUCAUCAAUUCAUCUCCACCACCAACCUUGUUGUGCUGGUUAAUAGUUCUCCUGGAAAUUUCUUCAAACCAACAAGAGGACUCAGACAAGGAAAUCCCCUUUCACCUUACCUAUUAUUAUUCUGCAUGGAGACCCUCUCUAGAUACCUGAUAUAUGCAGAAUCACAAGGCCUUAUACAUGGAACAAAAAUCUGGAAUGAAGCUCCUACCAUUAAUCACCUUCUCUUUGCAGAUGACUGCAUGAUUUUCUGCAAAGCUAAUAUGGAAGAAUGUAACAAUCUAAUCAACAUUUUCCAAGAUUUUGGUCAAUCCUGUGGACAGUUGAUCAAUUUUGCUAAAUCGGGAAUCUUCUUCAGCAAGAACACUGAUCCGGACAUUGCAGACAACAUAAGUGAUGUCAUGCAUGUUCAAAGGAUCAACAUUACAGAUAAAUACUUGGGCUCCCCUCUCUUCACCAAUAGAAGCAAAGUUCAAACCUUCAAGCCUUGUGUAGAUAAAUUAAAACACAGACUUGCUGGUUGGAAAACUAAUUUAUCAACAGCUGGAAAAGUUACUAUGAUCCAAACUGUCACCUCAACCCUCAGCAUUUACCAAAUGAACUGCUUCAAUAUCACAAAUGACACCUGUAAAGAGAUACAUGUUAUACAAAGGGACUUCUUCUGGAACAAAGAGAAAGAUAAAUCUAAAGGCUUAUUUUACAUUGCAUGGGAUACUGUCAACAAACCAAAGGAUCUAGGGGGAUUGGGAUUCAGAAAUAUGGAAUAUUUCAGUAUAGCUAUGAUAUCAAAAAUUGCAUGGAGAUUAAUUGAAGAACCAAACUCUCUCUUGAGAAGCAUUAUGAAGGCCUCUCAUUAUCCAAAUCAAGAAGUUAUCAGAAUGGAUACCAAGCCUAAGAAUACUGAUUCUUGGAUAUGGAAACAAAUCCUCGAAGUCAUCUCUUGCAUUAAAAAUAUUACAUCUGGAAGAUAA
Molecule: messenger RNA, 1074 nt
Organism: Papaver somniferum (opium poppy)
Lineage: Eukaryota; Viridiplantae; Streptophyta; Magnoliopsida; Ranunculales; Papaveraceae
Exons: 1
Coding region: 1-1074 (357 amino acids)
Source: RefSeq, a predicted model, not a curated record